AUGACCCCACUAACCUGGAUGACUCCACUAAUCCGGAUGAUCUCACUAAUUCGAAUAACUCCACUAACCCGGAUGACUUUACUAACCCAGAUGCCACUGCUAACCUGGAUGCCACUGCUAACUCGAAUGCUACUGCUAACCCAGAUGCCACUGCUAACCCAGAUGCUAUUGCUAACCAGGAUGCUCCUGCUAACCAGGAUGCUCCUACUAACCAGGAUGCCACUGCUAACCAGGAUGCAUCUACUAACCAGGAUGCCACUGCUAACUAG
This is a messenger RNA of Racocetra fulgida, 269 nucleotides long. NCBI's taxonomy places the organism in Eukaryota, Fungi, Glomeromycota, Glomeromycetes, Diversisporales, Gigasporaceae. The record is from the annotation of a GenBank genome assembly.